This is a messenger RNA of Salmo salar (Atlantic salmon), 2030 nucleotides long. The record is from RefSeq and is a predicted model, not a curated record. Lineage: Eukaryota; Metazoa; Chordata; Actinopteri; Salmoniformes; Salmonidae.
CUUGGCGCUGUAAUUUGACAAUAUAAAACUGUGGUAAAGUUACAUAAAGUGCUGUUACGCAACUAUAGGUUUUGUUACAAUGUGAACAAUUAUAAAGAUUUAUGUUAACAACUUUCACCAAGCUCGCUAAUUAGGGUACCUAUUGUAAUGAAACAGCAGGCAGGGAGCAGGUCUCGAACCUUCGACCUUCAAGCCCUUAGUCCGGCGCGCUGUCGACUGUGCCGCAAAAGCAUGCUCAAGCGGCAGAGUCGAUUUCCGCGCUUAUAAACCCAAGGUCGUUACACUACUCCCUCCUUUCAAAGAGCGCGUCCUCGCGCUAGCUUGCGACUCAACGUCUUACAGGAACGCGCUCUCCGGCCAAGCACACGCACUGUCGUGGAUGCAAGGUCCGAUCACUUCUGACACCAAUGUAAUGAAACAGCAGGCAGGGAGCAGGUCUCGAACCCUCGACCUUCAAGCCCGAAGUCCGGCGCGCUGUCGACUGUGCCGCAAAAGCACAGGGUCGUUACACUAUUGUAACUCGGGAGUAUUUGGGACCGUGUUUGAGUGAGUUGCUAUGUGCUCACGCAGGUGCCCGAGAGCUGUGACUGCACCGAGGGCUAACAUAUUGUGUGUUGUCUCUUCGUGUGCAGGUAUGUCUUUUAUUUUGUUCCGAAUAUGUUGUAUAUAAUUUUAAUUGUAUUGUAUAGUGUGCUGUUGGGCACUGAAUGUAUGUAUGCAGUUCCCGCUCUUUUGCCGGACCUUCAGCUAGCAAGGUGCCCGAGAGCUGUGACUGCACCGAGGGCUAACAUAUUGUGUGUUGUCUCUUCGUGUGCAGGUCGAAUAAAAAUGAUUCUACCAUCAGCAUUCCAGUUGUGGCAGUGUCCUAAAUAAAAAUACACAACGCAGAACGAACCACGCUACAUAUGCACAUUUGCUCUGGUCGACCAAAAAGUUCAUACUGCAUCUUUAAGGGUUAGGGACGUCCCAAGGAUCCCAGAUAGCACGAACGCUGGAAAGUACCUUGUUCAUAAACGAAAGUGUAAACUAGUCCGACUUAAUCUAACAGGUAACUAGAUCGUGACUACAACUAAGUCUUUGACCACACUGUGUUACAUUGUUCUACAUGAGGGUGAGGACAACAGGGAUGUUCUUAGUUCAAAACUAAGAUUCCAGGGUGGUGGACCUUCUUCCACUGAGAUAUUGAGGAUUGGAGAACCAUGGCGCAGUUUCAAAGCUUGAUAUGGAUAAUGAACCUAGCUAUCAUUUUGACACUUCUAAAUAUCCAGCGCUCUAUUGCAUGUGGUAGAGCAGAGUACAGAACAGGUGAUGAAUGCUGUCCUAUGUGUUCUCCAGGAAACCGGGUAUAUAGACACUGUACAGAAUUUACAAGUACUUCCUGUGUCCCCUGUACCGACUCCACUUUCCUUGAUGAACCCAAUGGUCUUACGGCAUGCAUACCGUGUACAAACUGUGACCCUGGAUUUGGUUUGAAGGUAAUGCAGCCAUGUAGACCUUCAUCAGACACUGUCUGUGGGACACUGGAGGGGUUCUACUGUCUAGACCCAACUAAGGAUGGUUGUAGAGCAGCCCAGAGACACAGCAGCUGUAAACCUGGUCAAUACAUCAGCCACACAGGAACAACAUCUACAGAUACUGUGUGUUCUGACUGUACUGGUGAUACCUAUUCAAAUGGAUCAUUAACAUCCUGCCAGACACACACACAAUGUGAUACCUUGAAGCUUCAGCAAAUUAAACCUGGAACUUAUCAGUCAGACUCUGAAUGUGGACCACAGACCUCCCUUUCCAUGGCUGUAAUAAUACCUGCUGUGGUGGGGGUGGUACUAGCUGUGAUAUCAGCAGUGACGGCAGUAGCUAUUAGAAGAAAAAUAAAAGCUCCUGUAUCUGAGACACAAAGCCCUACAGAGGUUUCAGUCACAGAGGGAACGUCAAUGCUGUUUGUGGGAACAAGAACAGAUUCAAGCCUCCAGUUCAUUCAUCAGAACAAUCCAGUCUAAUGUGUGGUUCAUUGGCUUGAAAACUAGACUAGG